CGAUUUUCAUUACUCGAAAUAAUAUGUAUAUCAUUGUAUAUCCGUAUAUAUAAAAAUGGAUGUUUGUAUAUACAGGGUGUCCCAAGAAUGUAGGAGGUCCUUGUUGGAGUUUCCUUAGCGAAAAUGUUGUUUCGAAUCACUCCCCGAAUUACUCCUUUCAAGGACUUUUAACAUUCUUGGGACACCUUGUACAUGCAUACGAUAGAUUCAGAAACUGUUUGACCGAUCAACGUGAAACUUGGAACAUAAUAUGUAUUUUUUCAUGGAGAAGGUUUUUAUGCUACUCGAUACGACGAACCAGAAGAACUAGGAGAACUAAAGACAGUGACUGACCGGUUCACGAAGGUUCACGUGGUUGAACAAUCAGUCGAACGUAAGCUACAUGAGAUACAAUCACGUGGUCGAGCUGUCGGUUAAACGUAAACGACAAAAAAAAAAAAAGAAAAAUAUACAUAUCGAAUCGAGUAAUCUCCUCCUUUUUCGAAGUCGGUUAAUGAAAUAAAUAGUAUAUUACAAGCGGGCCGCAGCUAGUAUGUUGUACGCACGACAAUAUUUCAAUUUGAGGUAUUUUUAAAAACGAAACGCGCGACACACGCGCCAAGAAACGUUCUCCCCUGACACUUAUUCCCAGUGUCGUUUGUUUCCAAAAAAAAAAUGCCUGAAUGCGUCCUAAUCCCAAUUCCCAGGCAGGCUUCUCUGGCUCCAAUGAAAACAGCCCGAGAGAUUCGACGAUUUGCCUCGAUUCGCACGCGAUCCCCGUGUCUAAUUUCUCCGAUCCUCUCCGAGGAGACCGAGAACGUUCUCCACGUUCCGAAAUUUCGCAAUUUACGCCCGACGAUUGUCCUCGAUCCGUGAAUAUCCCGUUGUUUUCGCGCGUGGAACGCGAACCUUCGUCGAUAACCGACACUUGCCGCAUCCUGUCUGAAUAGACGCGGGAGCGAGUGCAGCACGGCUCGCAGAGAUGAAAUUCGAAGAACGAAGGUGAACGUUUCGCGUCGAUGGUAUCUAAUCGACGUGCGCGUUAAGAGCGAGGUUUACUCCGUCAAUGUCUGCCUUUGGAACAGCUUGGUCAGACUCCCUCGGACAAAUUGUUCGCAGAGUCGAACCUCCGACGACCUCCUGGGCCACUUCCGUGACUACCAGAAGCAUCGCUCGCCAUUGACGGCCGAUUCUCGAUCGAUCGGAUACCGCCAGGAACGAAGAAACUCCGAACGCGAGGAAUACAUUAAGGCUAAUCGAUCUCCAGAAUUAUGUAAGCAGCUGGUGACAUCUUUGGAAGCGUGUUAUUUUCGCCUGAAAUAUGCGAUUAUUAUAACGAGGAGUCCGGGGGCCAUUGUCUACCCGCUAAAGAGGAAGUUACGAGGCGAGGAAGGAAACAUUCGGUGAUGGUUUAUCACGCGUUAACGGUCCAGUGUCUUUUCGCCGAAAGGAUAUUGUCGCGAAGGUGUGCUACCUAGAUGGAAACGGAUUCGCAAACGGAUUCGAAUUAAUCGACGAGUGCGGUGAACGAUUCCAGCCGAGGUUACAGCGAAUCGUACGCGGUUUAAACGAGUGGAGAAUCGGUAAAUCGUCGAUAUCGUAUCUUCGGACAUGGAGAGACUCGAGGACGGAGUUUACAAACGGAAUGGUCACGCGAACGAGGCCUUCCAGAUGGAGGAGGUCGGAAGGAAAGGGAACGAUUCCACGGACGUCGCCAAGUCGAAAGGGUCGAACGCGCCGGAGAAAGUACCCGAGGAAACCAGCAACCCUAGGGCAGAAUGGGGAGGUGGACUGGAAUUUUUAAUGGCAUGCAUAGCCACUUCCGUCGGUCUCGGUAACGUUUGGAGGUUUCCAUUCACUGCUUACGAGAACGGAGGCGGCGCUUUCCUGAUACCUUACAUCAUUAUCCUCGUAUUCGUGGGAAAACCCUUCUACUUCCUGGAGGGUCUUCUGGGUCAGUUCACCAACAAAUCCUGCGCUAAGACUUGGUCCAUGGCGCCGGCGAUGAAAGGGUUGGGGUACGGCCAGGCUUUCGCAGCGACGUGCGUGGUCUCUUACUAUUGCGCUCUAAUGGCUUUGACGUUGUACUAUCUCGCGGCCAGUUUCCAAUCCGAAUUGCCUUGGUCAUUCUGUCGCGACGAAUGGCAGGGUCAAUGCGUCGACUCGGUUCCGAAGGACCCUGACGAGAGCACCACUUUCGUAGCCAACGGUACCGUUCGCAGUUCCGCGGAAUUGUACUUCAGGAAGAUCGUCCUGAACGAGUACGACUCCAUCGACGACGGCAUCGGGCUGCCAUCUUGGCAGCUGACGAUCUGUCUGUUCCUAAGCUGGAUGGCGAUAUUUGGUGUACUUUUCCGCGGAAUAAAGAGCACAGGAAAAGCAGCCUACUUUCUGGCGAUAUUCCCAUACGUCGUAAUGAUCGCCUUGCUGAUCAGAUCGGUGACCUUGGAGGGCGCAGGAAACGGCAUCCUCUUCCUCGUCACGCCGGAUUGGGAGAAGCUCUGGCAACCGAACGUGUGGUACGCCGCCAUCACUCAGUGCUUCUUCUCUUUGUCCGUCUGCUUCGGAUCCAUCGUCAGUUAUUCGUCUUACAGCAACUUCGAGCACAACGUCAGCAGGGACGUGUUAAUAGUGACGACAUUGGACACGUUCACCAGCCUGAUAGCCGGCUGUACGAUUUUCGGGAUCCUUGGGAACCUGGCGCACGAGAUGGGCACCAGCGACAUAUCGUCGGUGGUCCGAGGCGGGACUGGUCUCGCCUUCAUUUCGUAUCCCGAGGCUUUGUCCCGUUUCACGGUGGUUCCGCAGCUCUUCGCUGUUCUCUUCUUCGUGAUGAUGUUCGUGCUCGGCGUUGGAAGCGCGGUGGCUCUAUGCGGCGCUGUUUUCAGCAUCCUUUGCGAUCACUUCCCGAAGGUAUCCCACUGGAAGCUGGUACUCCUGGUUUCCUCUAUGGGAUUUCUUGUUAGCCUCAUCUACAUCACACCCGGCGGCCAAUGGUUCAUAACGUUGGUCGAUUAUUACGGUGGCACGUUCGUCGCCAUAAUCGUCGGCCUUUUGGAAAUGGUAACGAUCUUCUGGAUUUACGGCGUGACGAAUUUUUUGAACGACAUGGAGUUCAUGCUGGGUUCGAGACCGUCGUGGUACUGGAGAUUCUGCUGGGCAUUCAUAACACCUGUGCUCAUGAUCGUCAUCCUGGUGUACACCAUCGUCACCUACGAGCCGCCCACCUACGACAGCGCACCAUUUCCGGCAUACGCCUACGUCAUCGGUUGGCUCCUGCUCGCCGUGGGAGUUUCACUGAUCGUCGGUUUCAUUCUGCAGAAACUGAUAGCGAACAGGUCACCGUCGUUGAUCGAAACUGUCAAAGCGGCGUUCCGGCCAUCCGAAGAAAACUGGGGCCCAAGCGACCCGAAAGUGCGGCUGAAGUGGAAGGAAUUUACCGCGGACAAGAAUUUCCGUCACCGUGGCGGUUUCGUCGAGACCUUUUUUAGAUAGAAUUAAACAAGGCCCGCAACAGGGCCGGCGCGUUACCUCUUGCGGGGCCUGAAAUCACAUUCGAAUCCUACACUUAAAUUUUACCACGAGAAAUGAUUUAUUUACAAAUGCUGUUAAAUACAGACCUUGAUUACUUACGGUGCUUCGUACCUAUGGUACAUUUUCGUUGUCAGCGUAACGCGUUCGAUUAUCCAUGUCAGAUGUUUAUCCACAAACAAGUAAUAUUCUGCAAUAUAAUAUAAACGAAUUAAUGUAACGUAUAAUGUAAUAAUAAAACAGUAACGAUAAUAUCUAUGUGUAAAAAUGCCCACUUGCAUAUUUUGUCACAUACAGUAGAUUCUCUAUAAUUCGCUGGAAACGAUCCCCACCGCAAAAUUCUGACCUAUGUUAUGUAAACAAGAUAAGGCUUACAUCGGAUCAGCUUGACAUCCGUAUCAAAAGGUUUUACGGUGUAAACUAGGCCAACUGUAACAGCGAGACCGGCGCGACAGAAAUUAAAGGGCAAUGUCGGUGAGACGCUAACGCAACAACAAAAAGUUUUUUUUUUUAUUUUUCGACUUUUUGCAAGUGAAAAUUGUACCGUCGUAUUUGUGUCGUUUCCUCUAGGUAAAAUCAUACCAAACGCGGCAUAAUUUAGUGCAUAUUUCCGUAUUUUACGGGCCAAAGGAAACAAAUCGUUAUCAUUUUUAAAACGAAGAAAUGUGCACCAAAUCACGUCGUGUUUCGUGUAAUUUUAUCACAAGAAUACCGCGCAGAUACGACGGUACAAUUUCCGAAAAAGUCAAAAAUGAGAAACUUUUGCUGUUGCGUUAGCGUGUCUCAUCGACAUGGUCCUUUAAUUUCUCCUUCUUUCGUUGCCUCUCUUUCAAAAUGGCUCUUAAACGGUUACCAGCUCUGCCUACAGUUUCGGUUCUUCUACGCGACAAUUCGUCAUUUAUCGCUCCAGAGUUUCAGCGAAUUACAGAGAAUCUAUCGUAUCGUAAUGCAUCCUUCAUCUCCGUACGAAAUACGCGUAAGCGUCAACGUAAUCGUCGCGUUCGGUACAAUGUUUCGAAACGUACGUCUCCGUGCGAGUGCAAGCUGGUGACGAAUGAUACCUGAUUUAAUAAUCAUCGCGUAACGGCGUAGAGAUCGUGGAAUGCCGGAAAAUUCUACGGUAGAAAUGAUUGGUCUCGGAUCGGUCUCAGUUGACAAAGAGAAAGUCACUGUUGAGCGUCGCGCUGGUUACGCUUGACUGUGCGUUAACGUACGGAGAAAAAAGGUUCACAAGGAAAACAAGUAGACGCAUUCUGGCCGAGAUUAUAAUCGACAUCAAUGUAUGCUUCGGACAUUAAGCACCUC
Messenger RNA from Hylaeus anthracinus, 4815 nucleotides. Its product is annotated as sodium-dependent nutrient amino acid transporter 1-like. Gene Ontology annotation, cellular component: membrane. The transcript has 9 exons. The record is from RefSeq and is a predicted model, not a curated record. Bases 1591 to 3474 code for a protein of 627 amino acids. Gene Ontology annotation, biological process: sodium ion transmembrane transport. Gene Ontology annotation, molecular function: L-amino acid transmembrane transporter activity. Lineage: Eukaryota; Metazoa; Arthropoda; Insecta; Hymenoptera; Colletidae.